UAGAAGAAGGGUGACCAUGAUCGACCUGAGCUAUCUGACGGAGGAGGAGCAGGGCGUCAUCAUGACGGUGCUGAGGAGGGACACCCAACUGAAGAAGGCAGAGGAGCAGAGAGUCCGGAAUCUGGAGAGUAUCCUAAGUGGAGAUUCACCGUCGUCAGACUCCAAACUGAAGUAUCUGACAGGCGAAUGGUUCUACAAGGCCAAGUCUCAAAGACACAGGGACAAGAUCCAUGGCUCUGAAAUCAUCCUGGCCUCCAUGAAGCAGCGGGGAGAUUUAGAGGGAUUUUUAAGAGCUGAAAGACCAAAAGCGCCCAGCAGUCAAAGUUCUGACUUGGCGGCUCCACCAAAACCUUUCAGACGUUUGGAUGCAUCCCAGCCAAAGGAGCUAAACAGUAAUGCAGAGAAAGAGGAUCUCAAAUCAGCAGGGUGGUCGCCAAGAAUUACAAGACACAACCCUUUCAACAGAGCUUCCCGUAAUGUGGCCAUGCCCGCUGAAAAUGCUCAGGUCUGCUCAAAGAGUCAAGAGUCCGAGACCGAGUCCUCCUCCUCCCUGAAGUAUCGACAACCAGGUGGGAGCAGUCAGACCUCGGACACCUCCACCACAUCAGAUGGCUCCUUUGCAGGGUACAAACCUGUGCCCAAAAGGAGGACAUUUGUAUCAAAACAUAACACCAGCCAGUCAGGCAGCAGUGGUGUAGCCUUGGACUCUCGGGUGGGUUCACUGGGGGUCGUCCCAGCCCCGAGAAAGAGCCCCUGGCAGAGUUCGAGUGGAAGCUCCAACCAGUCCAACUUGAGGGGUCAAAAAAAUGAAGCCAUGGUGUCCGCCCUACCGUUCCAUUCUAAUGGGAUCUCCCAGCAGCCCAAGUGCGACGUGUCUCAAGUUUUGUCUCAUUCCAGUCUAUGGACACAAGAGGGAGACAAAAAGCUAUCUUCUCUAACUAUUGACAGAACAUUCCCAAGAGGUGGCGAGUCAUUCGACAGAAAAAACGCAGAGAUGACCAAAACCAAUAUAACCCAAAGAGAUCAUUCCGACCGCGCCACAGGAAGUAGUGUCCUGUAUCCAGAUACUGGAGGCAGUGUGUUGACAGCAACAGAGGAACCUGUGUGGAGUUUAGCUCAAAGUAUUGUAGGUGGCGAUCCUCCAAUAUCAUAUGAUAUCAACUACAUUGAGUCGUCCGAGCAGAAAAUGCCAAAGAGAUCCCAUCAGAAACACGUUUUCAAGUUGACCACGCAGACCUCCAGUCCUACUGGCAAUGAUGAAAACUCCAUCGCAAAAGUGCUGGACUGGUUCAACCGCAGCACAGACAGCAGCGACUGGCUGAGUGCAGAAGACAGGCCUGAAGUCUCAAAGAAUCCCCCUGACAGAAACAAUGAGUUAGACGUGUUAAUAAAGAACGAUACAGAAGGUGUCAGAAGUUUUCUGCAGAAAGAAUCAAUUGAAACGGAGAUACUUUCGUCGCAAACACAAAAGGAUGAGGUGUCGAAGUAUGCUGGAGAUGGGUUGGUGAAAAAGGAAUACGAAAGCCAAACACACAAAAAAAUCAACACCAUAUACCCAAACACCAUAACUUCCAUGAUCUCGAGAGAUAUCAUGGAGACGGAAAAACUCGGAAUCUUUACGGGGCAUGUAACCUACGCCAAAAAUGGAGUGGAUGCUGGUGAGCUGAAACAUUCAGAAACCAACCAAAAUGAAAAGGAGGUAGACACACACAUUGAUAGCCGUGUCAAGCGAAUAGCGCCACAACCGCCUCAGAGAUCCAAUCUAGAGUCAAAGAGGCUCACUUCAGUCCAAACAAAUCCACAAGUGGACACCAGUUCCCAGUCAAGAGAUUGUGCAACAGAAGAAGACCUGUCAGGAACCAUCCAGUCUACAGACUUAAAGACACAUGCGAACAUUGUCGAAACCUUCAGUAAAACCCAAAACAGUUUAGGUAAAGACUUGACAGAUAGACAAGACAAGGAUCAAAGUGCUCAAUCGAUCAUGUCUCCCAGAAAAAAUUACCAAGCAGAUAGUCCUCAUUCCGAAAGACAAAACUAUGUCCAGGAAGUAAGCACCGCAGACAAGAUCAAGCAGCUCAAAUCUUUCUGGGAGCAGGAGAGAACCAAGCCUGUGGUCCGUGAUAGUAAACCUAAAGCAGUUCGGGGUGCAAAGCUGAAUAAAAGAUUCACAAAAUCAGAGUACGACUUGCGGGCCAUAUGCAACAAUUCAGGCAGCGAUGAGGAAGAUUGUCAAAGAAACCAUUUGAAUCCGAGGUUAGAAAAAAUGUCCCCGACACUUGGUGCCAGCAGAGAACACUUUAACAGUUUACUGGAGUUCUGGGAUGAUGCCACAACUGAUUCCAAGUCUGUUGACAGGAUAAAAAGCCCCAAAAAACAUCAGAUUUUUCAGCAUACAUCUCAAGAUUUACAGAAUGCUGAGCCAGAGUCAUGCCGCUUAUCUCCUACUAAAACGUCUCAUGAUAGAGAGGUUGGCUCUGGCUCGAUAGCAGUAAACGAUGCCAAAAACAACUUUUCCAGUCAUCAGGUAGCUGAGUCCAAUGCCUCAAAAGAACCCAAAAAGAUUGUGGGUAGAGAGGAGAAAGCCACAAAACCACCUACAACUCCAACAAAGGAGGUUCGUUCUCCAAAGAGACGCAAAGACAGCUUCAGCCAUUCCAGUAGUCGAGGCAUGUCUAUGCGUCGAGCCACCAGCAUGUUCACUCUUAUUGAUCCAGAACCACCAUGUUCUAGUGAGCUGAAGAUAGAUGUAAGCCCUGUUCACUCCCACAGCAGAAAGCAGUGUAGAGAUCAGGACAAAAGGCAAGCCUCAGAGGCAACUGAUACUCCCCUUGCCAGGGCCUUUGUACCCCAAGACUACAGCCAUUACUUAGGGAUGGCCAAUGAGCCAAGUGCCCACUCCACCUCCAAAGAAGAGGUUUUUGAGGCCUUUGGUGGGUCUGUGAAGACCAGCACCCCUGUGGGUUCAGGGGCCAGAGGCUUCAAGAGGAGUACCAAAAGGAGUCCACAUCACCUCUGGGCAAAUCACAGCAGUUUAGACGCUGAUCCGGAAUCAUCUGUAAGCAGCACGUCUGAAUCCUGGUCCAACUCAAGAAACACUUCCAGCCGAGAAGAUGAUGAGGAUGACAAAAAUCCUGUCAGGAAAGCAUUACGGCGAGCAGAAGCCCGACCUAAAAAUGUGGCUAAAAGCAUGGAGGACCUCACAUCCUCCCUGUCACCAAGGCAAGAGAGAAGACAAAAUCCAACUAUUGACCUGAGACGAACCAGUGAUGUGACCAUGCCAUCCCCUUCCUCAACCUUGUCCUCUGAUCCAGUGAGCCUGAAGAAAAUAAGCAAAUCAGUUCCUUCAUUCUGGCAGAAAGAGGAUGACAACAAUGUCUAUGAGGACGUUUUUCUCCCAGGAAGACAUAUACUGGACUUCUUUGACAUGGCCUCUGUGUCGUCUUUGAGCGGAAGCGUGAUGACCAUGGACAGCAGCGACUUUGGCAAUGUGGAGAUUCAAGGGAACAUCCAGUUCUCCAUCAACUACGUGAACAAGCUCGGGGAGUUCCACAUCUUUGUGGCUCAGUGCCAAGACUUGGCGUCCGUCGACCCCAAGAAAGGACGCUCAGACCCCUACGUCAAAAGCUACCUUGUCCCUGACAAAGUUCGUCUGGGAAAGAAGAAAACGUCCGUGAAGAAAAAGACACUUAAUCCGACUUUCAAUGAAAUCCUCAGGUAUCGAGUAGACAUGGAUUAUCUCAGGACGCAGACGCUUGUUCUCUCCGUUUGGCAUAACGACACAUUUGGUAGAAACAGCUUCUUGGGGGAGGUGGACGUAGACCUCUCCAAAUGGAACUUCGACCACACCCAGAUGAACUACUUAGCCUUGAAAAACAGGACUACAACACCCUCUCUGACGCCAUCAGGUGGUCGAGGAGAGAUAAGACUUGCCGUACGCUACCUGCCAAAGGUCAACAUCAAUGCAGGUGUGUCUAAGGAAGGCCUAGCCACAGGGGAGAUUCACAUUUGGGUGAAAGAAUGCAAGAACCUGCCUUUAAUCAGAGCCACCAUGGACCCAUACGUCAAGUGCUACGUGCUGCCGGACACGAGCAGGAAGAGUCGGCAGAAGACGCGCGUGCUGAGGAGGACGACGGAGCCCGUGUUUAACCACACCAUGGUGUACGACGGCAUCCGGGAGAUGGAUCUGGUGGAGGCUUGUGUGGAGCUCACAGUCUGGGACCGAGACAGGCUGGCCAGCAACCUGCUGGGGGGCCUCAGGCUCGGAGCUGGGACAGGUCAGAGUUAUGGGUCGGCCGUGAACUGGAUGGACUCCACCCCCCUGGAGGUGGCGCUGUGGGGGCGCAUGGUGGCGCGUCCCAAUGAAUGGGUGGAGGACGUGCUGCCCUUCCGAAUGCUGAACUCUGCCAAAACUGCCUUCCGAUAAGUAAAGUACGUCAUACCCCCGGACUCAUUUUUAAACGGGCUGAAGAUGAACAAUGCAGAGAACAAUACGCGCUAAGUUAACGACCAACUAAUAGCCCGUUAGAGUAUGCGUCCACUAUAUAGUCGUUAUAAUAUCAUGCUGUUUGUCUCAUUUCUGCCAAAUCUUGCCUUCUUACUGCUGUACUUUUUAGGUUUUGUUGAUUUGGGCUCCCCCUACUGGUGUUGCAUGUCACCUACUUGCAAGUCACUGAUCAAUCCAAAUGGACCAUGUUAAAAGCGUAUUUGUUGUGUCCCCAUGGCAACAACACAGACACAAUUCUCUUUCUCACAAGCAUGGCCGCAGACAGAUCUCUUUUUCUAACAUGCAGACAAUUUUUCCAAGCGUAUAAAAAAGUUUUUUUUGGUUGACCCAUACCACAGAUUUCGAACUCAAGGUCAAGGGGCAUGAUAUGGUCCGCCAUAUCAUUUCGUGUUGCCCACCAAGUCAUUUUAUGUGGUCUGCCUCAUCAUUUUUGGGGUCCGCCAUGUCAUUUUAUGAGGUCUGCCACAACAAUUUAAGUGGCCCGCCACUCCUUUUUAGUUGCCCGCCAUAUUUUAUGCGGUUCACCACUUUAAUCUGAAUUGCCCGCCACAUCAUUUCAUGUGCUCUGCCCCAUUAUUUUAAGCGGCUCACCACAUCAUUUACGCUGUCCGCCACAUCAUUUAAGUGGCC
Messenger RNA from Entelurus aequoreus (snake pipefish), 5134 nucleotides. Its product is annotated as synaptotagmin-like protein 2. The coding region runs from base 17 to 4423 and encodes 1468 amino acids. The transcript has 19 exons. Gene Ontology annotation, molecular function: small GTPase binding; neurexin family protein binding. Gene Ontology annotation, biological process: exocytosis; intracellular protein transport. The record is from RefSeq and is a predicted model, not a curated record. Gene Ontology annotation, cellular component: plasma membrane; exocytic vesicle. NCBI's taxonomy places the organism in Eukaryota, Metazoa, Chordata, Actinopteri, Syngnathiformes, Syngnathidae.